Drosophila eugracilis is the source of this 2991-nucleotide messenger RNA. RefSeq names its product matrix metalloproteinase-14 (gene Mmp1). Gene Ontology annotation, molecular function: metalloendopeptidase activity; zinc ion binding. The record is from RefSeq and is a predicted model, not a curated record. Gene Ontology annotation, biological process: extracellular matrix organization; collagen catabolic process; proteolysis. Bases 468 to 2273 code for a protein of 601 amino acids. NCBI's taxonomy places the organism in Eukaryota, Metazoa, Arthropoda, Insecta, Diptera, Drosophilidae. Gene Ontology annotation, cellular component: extracellular matrix. The transcript has 6 exons.
CGAGUCGCAAUCGGAACUUGCUGUGAAUCGGUCGCUAUCGCACCUCUCGGAACCUCGGAGCAAGUCGAAUUUAGCAGAAAGUUGGAAGUAAUGCCAGUGGGCUGGACAUGAGUGUGGAUAAUACCCAAUCAUAGCGAAAUCCGCCCAGAGUGACAGUGACUAUAGUCUUGAUGCCGCGCUAGAUGGGUUCGCCUGGCCCUUAUCUAACUACGAAGAUCUAAUCGCAAUCGCAAUCGCAAUAGGUCGCAGAUAAAGCCUGAUAAAGUUUAAGACACAGCGCCGAAGAACUUAAAGAAAACAAAAGUCGUGCAAGUUUGUGCAAUAUUUGCUGAAGAACACGGGCACCCGAGUUGAUUAUUUCACAAAUUGGUUUAUGCAAAUUCUGAUUGCUCAAUUCACCGCCCGUCUGGCUGCGCCUCUGUGAUAUAAAGUUCAAAGUGCUACCGGCAAGUGGAACUAGAAACUACAUGACAAUUAGACAACCAGCGGGAGCAACCAACAGCAAAACCAGCAACAAAAUGACAAACUGCCAAAGUUCAGUGUUCGUAGUCGUAGGCACCCUGCUAUCCAUCCUGGCAGCGGCCCAAACGGCACCCGUCUCCACCACCACACAGGCAGAGAUCUACCUGUCCCAGUUCGGCUACCUACCCGCCUCAGCCCGCAAUCCUGCCAGCAGUGGUCUGCACGACCAGCAGACAUGGGUCAGUGCCAUCGAGGAGUUCCAGAGCUUCGCUGGACUGAACGUCACCGGCGAGCUGGAUUCGGAGACCAUGAAACUGAUGUCUCUGCCACGAUGCGGAGUUCGGGAUCGCGUUGGCACCGGCGACAGUCGCUCCAAGCGGUACGCCCUGCAGGGUAGCCGCUGGCGCGUUAAGAAUCUCACCUACAAGAUCUCCAAGUACCCCAAGCGGCUGAAGCGAGUUGAUGUCGACGCUGAAAUCGGUCGCGCAUUCGCCGUGUGGUCCGAGGAUACCGAUCUGACCUUCACCAGGAAGACCUCAGGACCCGUGCACAUCGAGAUCAAGUUCGUGGAGAGCGAGCAUGGAGAUGGCGAUGCCUUCGAUGGUCAAGGCGGCACCCUAGCUCAUGCCUUCUUCCCCGUUUUUGGAGGAGAUGCUCACUUUGAUGAUGCGGAACUGUGGACCAUUGGCUCGCCGCGUGGUACCAAUCUCUUCCAGGUAGCGGCCCAUGAAUUCGGCCAUUCCUUGGGACUGUCCCACUCCGAUCAGAGCUCAGCCCUGAUGGCGCCCUUCUACCGCGGCUUUGAACCCGUUUUCAAGCUCGACGAGGACGACAAGGCUGCCAUCCAGUCGCUGUACGGCAGGAAGACGAACCAACUGAGACCCACCAACAACUACCCGCCCACCACUCAGCGACCAUUCACCCCUCCCAAGGUGCCCCUGGACGACUCAAUUUGCAAGGACUCCAAGGUGGACACUCUCUUCAACUCUGCACAGGGCGAGACUUACGCCUUCAAGGGCGACAAGUACUACAAGCUGACCACGGACUCCGUGGAGGAGGGCUACCCACAGCUCAUCUCAAAGGGCUGGCCAGGACUUCCGGGCAACAUAGAUGCUGCGUUCACCUACAAGAACGGCAAGACGUACUUCUUCAAGGGAACUCAGUACUGGCGCUACCAGGGUCGCCAGAUGGACGGCGUUUACCCGAAGGAGAUCAGCGAGGGCUUCACCGGCAUCCCCGAUCACUUGGACGCAGCGAUGGUCUGGGGAGGCAACGGCAAGAUCUACUUCUUCAAGGGCAGCAAGUUCUGGCGGUUCGACCCGGCCAAGAGGCCACCGGUCAAGGCCAGCUAUCCCAAGCCGAUUUCCAACUGGGAGGGCGUUCCCAAUAACCUGGAUGCUGCUCUGAAGUACACCAACGGCUACACGUACUUCUUCAAGGGCGACAAGUACUACCGAUUCCACGACGCCCGAUUUGCUGUUGAUACGGCCUCGCCUCCAUUCCCCAGACCCACCGCCCACUGGUGGUUCGGCUGCAAGAACACGCCCUCGUCCACAGGUAAUAUCGUUGAGGGUUCGGACAACGAGUUCGAACAGCACUCCAUGAUCCCGCAUGCCGACGACGGUAAUGGUGACGACUUUGACGCAGCCGUGGGCGAUCACCAGUCCAACGACGAACCGAUCGUACCGGAAGUGGCGGAGCGAACAGGAAAUGGAGCCAUGUCGCAAUCGAAACUGACGACCAACUCCGCCGUAAGCACUGUGAUCACCACCAUCCUUAUGUGCCUCGUCUCCAAAUUCAUCGUUAGCUAAAAGAGCAUCAGAUCCCGGCGAGCUGUGACCUGCAGGCAGUGCAUUUUGUGAACCACAGAAACAAAGCUAGCAACCCGAGUAAAGUUUCCAAAACUUUACCGCCGUUGGAGACAGAAAGUGCUUGAAAUUCAAAUGCGUAACAUCAUAUCGAAUACGAUGAGAGGAAAUCCAAAUAAAACUUAUGAAAAUUGAAUACAAAUUGAAAUCGAACAGAAUGUCAAUUGAAAAUUGAGCGAUCAGCAUGUGAAACAGGUGCCUUAUCAAAUACUUUUGUUGUUGUGUAAAUAAAAUCAGCCUUAAAUAUAAUGAAAUAGUUUAUAACAUUCCGCAUUCUAACGACAAACCGACCGAUCAGAGUCAUAUCAUAGCAGAAGUUCUUUAUGUAGUCAACUGUUUUGGUAAUGACAAAUUGCGAUAUUAAAUUUAACGAGCCAUACGCGAAGAAUUGGAGAGAACCAAACAAAAAUUGAACAGAAACAGAAACACUGAACAUUUAACGUACUUUAGUUUAGAUUUAAUUGUUAAUGUGUGCACAUGGGACAUGGACUUCCGAAAGUUCCUACAGCUGUGCAACAACUUCGCGACUUGACUUGACCAUAUAUAAACUAAUAUGAAAAUCAUCAUCGAGUACAUAUGAUUAUUAUAUAAGUGAUAUUUAAGAGUCCCUUAAGCGAUAUUUGUUCGGGUUUAAUAUUUAAAACCGAAAUAUUAUUUAACU